Diuraphis noxia (Russian wheat aphid) is the source of this 570-nucleotide messenger RNA. RefSeq lists its product as uncharacterized. The record is from RefSeq and is a predicted model, not a curated record. NCBI's taxonomy places the organism in Eukaryota, Metazoa, Arthropoda, Insecta, Hemiptera, Aphididae.
AUGGUUAGAAUGGAUUUGGAGUCGUCUGACACGACCAAACAAUCAUCGCCAAACUCCGACUUGGGAGAAAAGAAACCUUUGGCGGUCGAACCACUGACCGUUUUCUCGGACGAAUCGUACGCCUGCGACCGCCAAUAUGCGAUUGUGCUCGCGCAACUUAUGUCGGUCAAAGAACGCGCCAAAGUGUACACGUGGAUCGAAAGGAUGGACACUAUGAAGGAUAGCGACGACAUGCGUGAAGAACGUGACCUUUACCUGAAAUUUUUAACUGUGUCGCUAAACAACGGCAAACUGGUACCACCGUUUACCAAGGAUCCGCCAGCSGGUUUGCGCCCACUCAGCACCAUCGUGCCCAGAUCCGUUUACAAUUUUAUCUUCAAGGGAAAAUACACCAAUGGCGAAGGCGCCUCCCAUCUCUCCGUGGACACCGUUGGCCACAAGUUCAGUCCACCCGACGAGGUCGAGCCCAGCCAGUUUUUUGCCCGACAACCUGUACCGCACAACGGUGACGUCGUGUACGCCGCCGCGUUCAGCACCAAAAAAUGAGACGAAACUAAAACACAGACCUAA